Molecule: messenger RNA, 1380 nt
Organism: Rotaria sordida
Lineage: Eukaryota; Metazoa; Rotifera; Eurotatoria; Philodinida; Philodinidae
Source: the annotation of a GenBank genome assembly
AUGCCUCCAAAACGUAAACAUGCUUCUUCCACAACUACCACUAAAUCAAGCUCUGCAAAAAAGAAACUUAACAGACCGAAAAAUUCAUCGAGAACAACAGCAGAAACAGUCGAUGAACAAGCAUCAAGCAGUGACAAUAAUGAAGAAUUAAAACAUUUGACACUGUUAGAAAGUGGUCAUGUUGAUUUUAUUUAUAGCGACAAUGGCAAUGAGAAGAGACCAAUUUAUAUGAUUUUAACACCGAGUAGAACACAAGAUAAGACAUCUAAACGACGCAUAAUUUUUACAAAAACCGAAACCAAAGAAGAUCAAAAUCUGUACUACGUUCGAAUAGAAAAUAUGGCCAAUACUGGAUCAAGUAGCGAAGCAUCAGUUACUCAUCAAAAUACCAUCAAUGUUGUAGGUCAAGUUGCUGUUGGUCAUUACAUGGUUAUCCACGAUAAUCAGUCGAACAAAACACAUUUUGCUUACAGUCUCAAUGACAAAAUAAAUGAGCGACAUGCAAAAACCGAACUAGAAAAGCAAUUAAUUAUUUGCGUCGAUGGUCACAAUUCAUUUACAAUUGAAAUAUAUAAUCAAGAAGAGUAUGAAAAGAAAGUUUUGGAAAAAUUUCGAGAAAAUCUUUGGUUGUGGACUCAUCCUGAAAGAUUCAUAUUCGAUGAUGGUGUUGAAAUGGCACUUACACAGGACAGCAAAGACUUAGUUAAACAAAAUGGUCAAUACCUAAAAUCUCGAUUAUCACAACUAACACAUUCAAAAGAGUAUGAGCAACUCUGGAAGAAAUUAAAUGCUCAUUUUAAAUCAAAUUCUAAGUAUCAGAAUAGUUAUAUUCCUGGUGUUAGUGAAUAUGAGAUACAAGAAGCUGAACGACGUCUUGGCGGUAUUAUACUCCCAAAGGAUAUUAAACAAGCUAUCCGUAUUCAUAAUGGUCGUCUGAAACAGGGCUUUGGUCUUUCAUAUCGUUCACCAACAACUGAUCUUCUACCAUUAGCUGAAUGGCAUCCAUAUGAAAAUGAAGAAUGGUGUAAUGAUCUAUUUGAACAACUAGUAGACGAUGAUGACAAUAAAAUAGGUGAAGGUCUUAUGAAAGAUGAUCUAAGAGAACAUUUAAAAGUGUAUAAUGAUAAAAAGACUGUGAAGAGUAAAGAAUUUCGUGAAAUGAAAAGUGAAUUAUUGGUAAUUGGUGAAGGUAUGGAUGAUUAUGUUGAACAAUAUCUAUUGGGAUUGAGAACGGGUACAAUUUAUUUGCAAAUAUUAAAUUUACCUGAAUGGAUGAAAAUUGGUACAUUUAAAGAUUGGGUUCAAUAUGCAUUGGAAAAUAACAAUUUUGAAGAAGAAGAAAAUGAAAAAUCGGAAGAAGAAGAAGAAGACAAUGAUUGA